Molecule: messenger RNA, 844 nt
Organism: Cuscuta europaea
Lineage: Eukaryota; Viridiplantae; Streptophyta; Magnoliopsida; Solanales; Convolvulaceae
Source: the annotation of a GenBank genome assembly
AAUCAGGAUACAAUAUAGCAGGAAACAUAACAACUCUCUCACUGCUGUAAUGAGUUAAUGACAUCCAGUUUUAUGUAAUGAUGCAAUAUGUAUUGAUUCAAGCAAGAUCGAAGUACAUCUAUUUAAUCUAUAGAAAGAGUUCAGAAGGAAACAUAGUAAGUAAGAUUAGAGUACUUAAUAAAUACGGAGUACAAAGGACUGUAUAUGUUCAAUUAAGAUACUGGCCGAAGAAAUUGCGAACUCGAGUCCACAAACUCUGGUUCCUCGAUUCCCUGUGAUGAUCGAAGCCAUGAUGGCGUACCGAUACGUGCAGUCCGAGUUUCUCUGCAUCCUCGCCGCGUUGAUGGUGCUGAUGCGCGUGCUGGUGAAGGAACGGCAUCAACUCCGGCGGAAGUCGUCGAUCGUUACUCUUACUGGCAGGGAGGAUCAUGUCGUUGCCGAAGGUGAUCUCGGCGCCCGAUCUCAAAAUCGGCCUCGGUUUUUGGCCGUGGCGGAAAUGAUGGCGGCAUCCACUGAGUGGGAGGACAGAUCUGAACCAGAAGCGGCGGUUGAUCGGACGGAAUUUUUGCAGAUCUAGCGUCGUGAACUUGACGGCGCUGGCUUUCUUCUCUGAAUCCGUGGUAUCUUCCUUUCUGUUUGAUGAGUCGCUGGGGAGGCGAAGGGAAUCAUCAGAGUGCGCAUCGGAUUGAGCGAGUUUGUCAACUGUGACGUCAUUCACCGGUUUGGUUAAUAGAGAACGGGCAACAGAGAGGGUGAAGAGCAAAAAGAGAACCGCAACGGAAAGCUUCGACAUUGUUACUGUAAUUCGGAAUGGGGUCACUGGAAUUUUAAAUUACCCAAAUGU